Messenger RNA from Staurois parvus, 2212 nucleotides. The record is from the annotation of a GenBank genome assembly. NCBI's taxonomy places the organism in Eukaryota, Metazoa, Chordata, Amphibia, Anura, Ranidae.
AUGGCGGAGAUGAACCGCAGGACAUUGGCCUUCCGGGGAGGCGGUCUGUCCGCCGCCACCGCCGCCGGGAACAAUAACAACAAUAAUGGCGUCAGCUCGGAGGAGGAGGUCUCGGCCUGGGCCCUGGGCCGGCAGCUGAAUGGAAGCGGCGGCGGUGCUGGCGGGGAGGAAGAGGAGGUGGAAGUGGAGCUGGAGCCGGAGGGCCUGCUGGAGGACGACGAGGAGGAUGGAGAGGCCUAUCCAGGGGUGGUGAGGCCGAAGGCGACGGCCGGAGGGGUGACCGGGCCCUCGGUGAGCGGGGGAGAGCAGUGAGGAGGAUGAGGAUGACGAGGAGGAGGAGGAUGAGGAGGACGGCGGGAAGGCGGCGGCGGACGGGGACGAGGACUGUACCCUGAUUCCGGGAGGAGACGGGCCCCGCCGCUUCGGCCUCCUACCCUCCACCCGGCCCCAGUCCCUCCUGCCUAGCCUACACUGUUCCUUCCAGGGCUCCUGGCUGCACGAGUUCCCCUGGGUGCGCUUCUCCCAGGAGACCGGCCUCAUGUCCUGUGGCUGGUGCCUCUCCAACGACCAGGCCGGGCACGACGAGCUCACCAAGGGCACCCGCAACUACAAGAGGGCCCUGCUGGUCCGACACGGACAAGCCACCGAGCACCGCCUCAACGACCCCGCUGCUCAGGAGUCAGAAAUAAAGCAGGAGGUGCCAGAGACCUACAGUGACUAUAGUAUAAAGCCAAAUGAAAAUUCCUACUGUUACCAACUUUUGCAAGAACUCAAUGACCAGAGGAAAAAAGGCAUUCUUUGCGAUGUCAAUAUUGUAGUAAAUGGCAAAGUCUUCAGAGCUCACAAGAAUAUCCUGGUUGCAGGCAGCCGCUUUUUUAAAACAUUAUACUGUUUUACAAACAAAGAAAGCCGUGACCAAACCACUGUUACUUACCUGGAUGUUGUUGCUGUGCAUGGUUUUUCAGUCAUUUUAGACUUUAUGUACUCUGGUAAUCUUGUACUCACCAGCCAAAAUGCCAUAGAAGUAAUGACUGUGGCCAGCUAUCUCCAGAUGACUGAGGUUGUCCAGUCAUGUCGUAAUUUCAUCAAAGAUGCCUUGAAUAUAAGUAUAAAAUCUGAAGCUCCAGAGACUGUUGUUGUAAACUAUAAUAAAAGAAAGAACAAAGAUGGCGUUGCUCCCCGGGAACAGAAAGCUGCCAGUUUUUGGGCUACCCGUAAUCUUACAAAUUUGGCAAGUAAUGUAAAACUUGAAACGGACGGAUUUAGUUUAGAAGAAGCUGCAGCUGAUAAUUUUCAAGCCAAUGACUCCACGUGGAUUCAGGACAGUUCUCCUGAAGUAACAGAAAUUGAGCCCCCAGCUCAGGGAAAGGUGUUUGUGUGGAAUGAUAUGGCUUCAAAUUCAGUUGGUGUGCCAGAGGUUAACAAGCCCAGGAGAAAAAACCAAACCACCAAGAGAUUUGUUUAUAACAUCCCUCCAAACAGUGAACUCCAAGUAGAUGGUAACACAAUGCUACAACAGCCUGUUCCUUACGUAGAUGAGGAUGUUCAGUGCUUCCAGGAUGCAGCAGGAACCUCAAAAGAGUUCAAAUUUGGCAUGUUUCCAGAGCCAUGGCCGAGAGAAACUUGGGAGAAUGGAGACGCAUCCACUGGGCUACUGAACAUGAAUAAAUUAAAAUGUCCUCACUGCAACUAUGUUGCAAAAUACAGAAGAACACUUAAAAGACACUUACUCAUUCACACAGGAGUGAGAUCUUUUAGCUGUGACAUCUGUGGAAAGCUGUUUACUAGAAGAGAGCACGUCAAGAGACAUUCCUUGGUGCAUAAAAAAGACAAGAAAUAUAAGUGCAUGGUAUGUAAAAAGAUCUUCAUGCUCGCAGCAAGUGUAGGAAUUCGGCAUGGAUCUCGGCGCUAUGGAGUUUGCGUAGACUGUGUGGAUAAAUCCCAACCAGGACUCCAAGAGGCUGGUGUAGAGCAGGUGACGGAUGACUUCCCUAGAGAUGAAGAAUAUGAUGACAAUGACCCUGUAGAGACAGUAGAUGCAGACGAUGACCUGGUGGAUGAAGGAGAAGAUCAGAAUGAUCAUACUCGAUGGUCAGAGCAAAACGACGCCUCACGCUGGGGAGAACAGAAUGAUCCUUCACAGUGGGAGAGACAGAAACCCCAGCCUCGAUGGGACGGAUCAGGAGAUGUUUGUAUGACAAUAGACGACUGA